This is a messenger RNA of Monomorium pharaonis (pharaoh ant), 2488 nucleotides long. RefSeq lists its product as uncharacterized. NCBI's taxonomy places the organism in Eukaryota, Metazoa, Arthropoda, Insecta, Hymenoptera, Formicidae. The coding region runs from base 313 to 1722 and encodes 469 amino acids. The record is from RefSeq and is a predicted model, not a curated record. The transcript has 9 exons.
AAUAAUCGUAGGUGCAUAAAAAGCAUUCGUAAUUUCCCCUUACUUGCGGCUGUUCGAGGGCCUGAAUUAGGGUAAUUCUCGGAAGGGGGCAAGAGGUCGUCGACCUCGAUCGGGUGGCAGAGCUGCGAUUCAAGUGGCCGUGGAAGAACCUAAAGUGGCGAAAGAAAAGUGCUACCUUCUGAAGAGAGAGAGAGAGAACGAGAUAGAUUUCGCUUAUCAGAACGCGCGGAAGUACUCGACUAAUUUUAGGCUCUUUUCGGAGACGAGAGGCUCGCGAGGAGACAUUCCAGGUCACUGUAAUGAUCAACCAUCAUGGCGCGGCCGGCAGCGACGACCCUGACGAGUCUCCUGAUGUUGCUGCUUAUGACGAUCGCGGCCAGUCUCUCGCCCAGGAUCAUUGCCACUACACAGGCGCCUUUUGGCAGGAUUCUGAAAGCUGUGAAACUGCACGGAGGCUACAUGGAGGUGAUCCAAGAGGAGAGAUGUUCCCACAGUCUGCUCAGACUGACGUGCAGGUCGUUGAGAGCGUUUAUCUUUAUUCUGGAAGCGGAAUACCACGCGAAUCACACGGAGCUCUGUCGGAAAGAGUCGAAAAGCUUGGAGGAGCUCAAAAUGUGGAAGAACAAAGGUAGCACGCGACGAUGGGCGAACAUGAAAGAGCUUAAAGGAAACUACAUUUUCGAUGACGAGGACGUGGAGGCAGACAUCGUCGAUAUUCGGUCAUCCUUGAAUAGAAGGUGCUCUGGACAAAAACACUGUCGCUACAACGUGACCAUCGAGCAUCCAGGAGCGCACUCUUGGAGUCCAGGUGGAAUUCUAUUAAAAUACGCUUGCAUACCAGAAGCUGCGGUUAAACGAUACUGCAAUCAGGAGGUGAAGGUGAUUGGCGGAGAAGGUGGUUACAUCAACACCCCGGGUUAUCCACUGUAUUACGUCGGGGAAACGUGCGGGUGGACCUUCAGGACGUUUCCGGGUCAGAGGAUAGCUCUGACCUUUCACGACUUGAAUAUCCGCGGUCCAGACGCGAACGGCGACUGCAUGGACAUCGUGAGAGUGCGGGAGAGCGGCAGCACUCUCUUCGAGUUCUGCGGCACCGCCGCGGGCGCGCGGAUCAUCUCCGACACGAACGUGCUGACCCUCGACUUCGUCGCUACGAGGAGGUUUUACAACGCCCGGGGCUUCUUGCUGCAUUACCAAGUGCUCGGCUGUCCGGAGGUCUCGGCGCCGAACGGAAGUUACGUGUCGAACGGUACAUUGACUUCGCGGACAUUCCUAUGCAAGUCGGGCAGCGUGUUCCCGGACAUCAGGGAGAGGAAGAGGACGCUCGAGUGUAGAAACGGCAAAUGGAACGAGACCGCUACCAAGUUACCCGGCUGCAUAGCCACAUCAGCGGUGAUCGUGAAGUCGGAGACCGAGCACCAUCAUCUAGCGAGUCUCUCCGGGGAUAACAUCCUCGGGACGGGGGUGAGAAUAGGACGUGGCGAGGACGCAGUCGCGAGUGGUGGCAUCAGCCCCGUUAUGGAUUCGACGCAAUCGGCCAUGAUGAAGCAAGCGGACUACGUCGUAGAUGUUGUGCUACCAACGGUCCUAAUUGCUUUGCUAUUCGUCGGCAAUGCGAUCAUCGUUUAUAUCAUCUUCCAGUUUAGAAAGAGAAAACUCUCGACCACGACGCAGGGCGAAGAGAUGGCCCUUCGGGGACCGCCUGACGUACCGAAUGUAUGAUUCGAGGAGCCCAGGCUAGUCGCACACGUGGCCACCAGGAACGACGAAAAGUCACCGAUGUCCACGUUGAGGUCGGGGAUCGUCGCGACGACGCCGCAGGACCGAUCCCCGAAGGACUCCGAAAUUCUCACAAUGAUCCCGUGCAAUUAGCUAGAAAAGCUAUGCUCGAAGAAGCGAGUACAGAGAGAGAGACAAAGAGAGAGAAAGAGAAAGAGCGCGUCUUCUUGCAGCAUUCGAACUCGUGUGUGUGCUUAUCGUGGACUCGUAGCGCGGAACGUGACUGCUCGAAUGUCGCUUCAGAGAUCAUUCUCUCGUUUCAUUUCCCUUGAAAUUUGGAGAAAUGAAAUUCGGAGUCGGACGACGCUACGCUUGGACACUAAAAAGUGCGCGAAGAAUACGGUCAAAAUACCGAGUAUUUUUCUCGCACGUUUUACUGCUAAGUGUAUCCGAUUGAUUAUCACUUUACGUCUAUGUUAAAUACAUUUUUUUAAUACACCGUAUUUAUCAUGAUUUAUUUCGCGAUAUGUUCGAAGAAUAGUUGCGUUUAGAACGAAAUAUAUGUUGCCAAAAAUAUGAGGCCCAGUGUCUGAUAAGAGCGUUUUAAAUAUAAAUGGAGGACUAUAUUGAUCCGAUGCCAUGUAACUCGCGAAUCUAUAUUACAUACGCAUAUUUACGUUAUUCUGUAUUAUAAUGUAAGGAAAUAAUAUAUUCUAUACUUCGUCCGAGAUUGUAGAUAAGUUAAAAAUAAAUCACCGUUUUCGUAAUA